CUCCCAUCUCAUUCCUGACCCAACACUGGUACUGUGAAGACGUGUCCUCUCCGCUCACACCCCCCGAGGUCGCCUUUGUGUGUCGUUCCACCAUGAAGUCUGCCAUUGGUGUCCUACUGAUGGUGGUAACUUUAGCUGCCUCCUUCAGUGAAAUUGAGAGAGGACAUGGCCAACCAGAUUUCUGUGAGGAUCUUCAAGAUGAUAUAAAUAAAUGGCAGAAGAACAUCAAAUGUCUUCUUGAAGCAAUGGACACAUGCACCCAAGAAUUUCCAUUUAGCACACUUGGUCCAAUUCAUCCAGGAAUUCCAGAAGUUCCAUUUGAACCAUUUGGUCCAGGAAUUCCAGAAGUUCCAUUUGAACCAGUUCAUCCAGGAAUUCCAGAAGUUCCAUUUGAACCAUUUGGUCCAGGAAUUCCAGAAGUUCCAUUUGAACCAUUUGGUCCAGGAAUUCCAGAAGUUCCAUUUGAACCAGUUCAUCCAGGAAUUCCAGAAGUUCCAUUUGAACCAAUUCAUCCAGGAAUUCCAGAAGUUCCAUUUGAACCAUUUGGUCCAGGAAUUCCAGAAGUUCCAUUUGAACCAUUUGGUCCAGGAAUUCCAGAAGUUCCAUUUGAACCAGUUCAUCCAGGAAUUCCAGAAGUUCCAUUUGAACCAUUUGGUCCAGGAAUUCCAGAAGUUCCAUUUGAACCAUUUGGUCCAGGAAUUCCAGAAGUUCCAUUUGAACCAUUUGGUCCAGGAAUUCCAGAAUUUCCAUUUGAACCAUUUGGUCCAGGAAUUCCAGAAGUUCCAUUUGAACCAUUUGGUCCAGGAAUUCCAGAAGUUCCAUUUGAACCAGUUCAUCCAGGAAUUCCAGAAGUUCCAUUUGAACCAUUUGGUCCAGGAAUUCCAGAAGUUCCAUUUGAACCAUUUGGUCCAGGAAUUCCAGAAGUUCCAUUUGAACCAGUUCAUCCAGGAAUUCCAGAAGUUCCAUUUGAACCAUUUGGUCCAGGAAUUCCAGAAGUUCCAUUUGAACCAUUUGGUCCAGUUAUUCCAGAAGGUUCAUGUGUCCCAUGUGGUCUAGAAAUUCCAGAAGUUCCAUUUGAACCAUUUGGUCCAGGAAUUCCAUUUGGUCCAGGAAUUCCAGAAGUCCCAUUUGUUCCAGUACGGUCGUGUGAGAGCAAGCCGUGUUUCCCUGGAGUUAAGUGCACCCAGACUCCCACUCGGCCUUUCUUCAUCUGUGGCGGGUGUCCCUCUGGCUUCCAUGGAGACGGUGUACACUGUACCUCCAAGGGCAAGUGUGGUGUGGGGACUGCAGGCGAUGGGAUACAGUGCUCAAAAGACAGUGAUUUGGAUGGUUACCCUGACAAAGAGUUGACCUGCAGGGAACCUAAGUGCCGUCAAGACAACUGCCCCAGCACGCCCAACUCUGGCCAGGAGGACGCCGAUCAUGACGGUAUUGGUGACUUGUGUGAUGAUGACCCGGAUGGUGAUGGCGUCAGGAAAAAUGACAACUGCCCCCUGGUGACCAACUCGCUCCAGCUGGACCAAGAUAAAGACGGCCAUGGUGACGUGUGUGACAACUGCCCCGGGAAGAAGAACCCGAAACAGGUGGACCAAGACGGUGAUGGCAAGGGGGACGCGUGUGACGAUGAUGCGGAUGGUGAUGGUUUCAUUAACUAUGAGGAUAACUGCCCGACGGUGUCCAACAUUGACCAGAGAGACACCGAUAUGGAUAGCUUGGGCGAUCUGUGCGACAACUGCCCGGAAAUGUUCAACCCGCUCCAGGCAGACACGGAUAAUGACCUGGUGGGAGAUGCAUGCGACACUGACCAAGAUGUGGAUAAGGAUGGUAUACAGGACAAUAUAGACAACUGCCCCAACGAGGCCAACAGCAACCAGUUGGACACAGACAAGGACGGUCUCGGAAACGCGUGUGAUGAUGAUGUGGACGGUGACAACAUUCCCAACAACCACGACAACUGUCCACUUGUGUCCAACCCACUGCAGAAGGACAGAGACCAUGACGGUGUUGGCGACGUCUGUAAUGAAGACGCAGAUGGCGACAGCUUCUUUGACCACAUUGAUAACUGCCCUAAGAAUGCCGAGAUUCAUAGAACAGACUUCAGAACAUUUACGACGGUGGCACUGGACCCGACUGGCACCAAACAGCUUGACCCCGAGUGGGUCAUCUUGAACGAGGGAGCUGAGAUACACCAGUUAUUAAACUCUGACCCUGGCCUGGCUGUUGGGAUGGCCAAUUUCGGAGCAGUGAACUAUGAAGGGACCUUCUUUGUUGACAGCGAUAAAGAUGAUGACUAUGUGGGCUUUAUCUUUGGAUAUCAAAGUAACAAACAAUUCUACGUGGUCAUGUGGAAGAAAGGACGACAGGAGUAUUUUGCAAAGAAACCAUUUUUAGCCAUAGGUGAGCCGGGCAUCCAACUGAAGCUGGUACAAUCAACCACUGGCCCAGGAAUGUGGCUCAGGAAUGCUCUCUGGCACACCGGUACCACCAACAACCAGGCGAAGCUACUGUGGAAGGACCCUAACAAUGCUGGAUGGAAGGCGAAGACUGCCUAUCGCUGGCGUCUGUGGCACCGUCCCAACAUUGGCCUGAUCCGCCUGCGUAUCUACAGAGGCCAAACACUACAAUCUGACUCUGGCAACAUCUAUGAUAACCACCUGGCUGGUGGACGACUCGGGGUUUACUGCUUCUCCCAGGAAAGUAUUACCUGGUCAGACCUCAAGUAUAGCUGUGAUGAGAACCUCCCUAAGGAUAUCUACAAUGACCUGCCUUUGGACCUGAAACCCAAAGGUACAGCGCCCAGGGCAGAGUAAAGCAUCUGUUGCUUCCAGCACGCCGACAAUAUAAUGUAGGUGAAGUGAAACCUAGCGUGCUUGAAACACCACACAAGGAGGCAACUGCAGAAACACCAACAACACACAUGAUGGAUCAAGUGUGCCUGUGGAGUGUGGCAGGAAGACACUGAGGCGACACAUGUGUCAAACUCAGCCGUGGAACAUCUCACACCUUGUUUUAUAUGCAGUACUUUUAUAUUGUUUAAGAUACUGCAUUGAAUGUAUGCCUUGUGGGAAAAUUUAUAAGAUGUUAAAAUGUAAUCAAACUGAAAAUAUAUAGUACAUUAUCAUGAAUAUGACAAGUACUGUACACAAUUUAUCCAAUCACUCAUGACCAAAAACAAUAAUUACAUAAUUUUUUUAGCUCCAUGUAAAGGUUUUCUCAUGGAAUUCAUGUACUUAUUACAGUAAAGACAGUUUAAUAAAAGCAAAAUAUAAAACCA
This is a messenger RNA of Homarus americanus (American lobster), 3274 nucleotides long. Its product is annotated as cartilage oligomeric matrix protein-like. Bases 93 to 2810 code for a protein of 905 amino acids. Gene Ontology annotation, cellular component: extracellular region. Gene Ontology annotation, molecular function: calcium ion binding. Gene Ontology annotation, biological process: cell adhesion. NCBI's taxonomy places the organism in Eukaryota, Metazoa, Arthropoda, Malacostraca, Decapoda, Nephropidae. The transcript has 13 exons. The record is from RefSeq and is a predicted model, not a curated record.